Drosophila serrata is the source of this 1477-nucleotide messenger RNA. RefSeq names its product putative E3 ubiquitin-protein ligase UBR7. The record is from RefSeq and is a predicted model, not a curated record. Lineage: Eukaryota; Metazoa; Arthropoda; Insecta; Diptera; Drosophilidae. Gene Ontology annotation, cellular component: cytoplasm. Gene Ontology annotation, molecular function: zinc ion binding; ubiquitin protein ligase activity.
GGUCACACUGUUUCGAAUUAUUUGCAAUUUUCGUCCGCGUCCAAAUCGCGCCAAACAAUUGGCAUUCCUACACUUCCACGAAAUUCAGACCUUUGAACAACAGUUAGACACCACUUUGAUCCGACCACCACUGAGAUGAGCGAGUUAAAUGCGAGUGUUGCCGGCCCAGAGGGCGAGGAUGGAAAUCCGCACGAGCAAUCGACCAUCACAAUGGUGGAUGUGCUCGAGCAGGAGAAGGAAUUGGAGGACGAGUACGCCGCGGUGCUGGGCGCCUCCGACGAGAAGUCCUGCACCUAUGCAAAGGGACCCAUCGCCCGGCAGGCCCUGUACUCCUGCCUCACUUGCUGCCCGGAGGCACGCACUGACCUUACCAAAGCCGCCGGCUGUUGCUUGGCCUGUUCCUACCGCUGCCACGAGAACCACGAACUGGUGGAGCUUUAUACUAAGCGGAACUUCCGCUGCGACUGUCCCACAAGCAAGCUGGGCAAGUGCUCCCUGAAUCCGCAACUGCAAGGCGCUCAGGAUGCCAAUAAGGGAAAUCUGUACAACCAGAAUUUCCAAGGGCUCUACUGCCGCUGCAAGCGUCCUUAUCCUGAUCCCGAACGCACCGUCGAAGAGGUGAUGCUGCAGUGCGCCAUCUGCGAGGACUGGUACCAUCUGCCGCACAUGAAGGCUCCGGGCGCCAGCGAGAAGUGGCUGGAUGCCUGCAGUGAAAUGAUCUGCGAUGGCUGUAUGGAUGCUGUACCAUUCCUUAAGGACUAUACCGGAUUGGCCUUGCAGCCCGUUGAGGGUGAUGAGGAAAAGAAGCCCAAGGAGGACUUAAAGCCAAAGCAGGAUGAAGGUCAACUAAAGUCGGAGCUAGAUCGUAGCAUCUGCGAUAUAAUGAACGUUUCGGAGAAGAAAGGCGAUGCAGCAGCGGCAGAGGUUGGCGAACCCAGCCAGAAGCGUGCCAAGCUGGAUAAUUGCAGUCGUCCCACGCCUCUCAAGGAGCAUCAGGGAGCCGCUUUCUGGACUAAUGACUGGCGCAAAUCGCUUUGCCAGUGCUCCGAAUGCCUACCGCUCUACAAGGAGCUUGGCGUGGAGUUUCUGCUGGACACCGAGGACUCGGCCAAGACGUACGAGGAGCGCGGCAUGAAGCGUGCGGAAGAAAAUUCCAGCUAUGAGCAGGGCAUCCGGGCUUUGGCCUCCAUUGACCGGACACAGCAAAUCGAUGCGAUUACCGAAUACAAUCGUAUGAAGGACAAGCUAAAGGAGUAUUUGCAGUCCUUCGCCGAAAGCAAGAAGGUGGUGACCGAGGAGGAUAUCAAUCGCUUCUUUGCCGGCAUGCGUAACGAGAAUAAUGAUAAGCUGGGUCAACCAUACUUUUGUCGCUGAAAUCGGUCAUCGGGGGUCGGGUUAGAAGAUUUUCCUCACCUUUUCAAAUUGAGUAAUUCUAUGAAGACAAAUUAUAAGUAUUGAGCCAAAAGAAAUCAUUCUA